This is a messenger RNA of Dermacentor silvarum, 2601 nucleotides long. RefSeq lists its product as uncharacterized. The transcript has 2 exons. The record is from RefSeq and is a predicted model, not a curated record. Bases 33 to 818 code for a protein of 261 amino acids. NCBI's taxonomy places the organism in Eukaryota, Metazoa, Arthropoda, Arachnida, Ixodida, Ixodidae.
GACGACAGAAUGUCUGGCGUCGACCACAGGGGAUGCUACGCUACUGGAAGAGAACCGUGGUCGUUUUCCGAUGCCAUGCUCUUCAGUCUGGUGCUUUUGACGACGUCAGGUGGUUACGACUAUGCCAAGACGUCGACUGCCGUAAAGGCUGCCAUCAUGGGCUACAUCUGCUUCGGCGUUCCGCUCCUCCUUGGCUGGCUUUUGCUGCACGGCAAGACAGUCGCACAGACAUGGCUUCUCGUGUGCGUGAACGCCUACCGGCUCUUCACGGGCCUCAGAAAACGCUUCCGGAGCGUGAGUCCGGGAUCCGAGUCGGAGGACGUUCCCGCAGCACCACCCAACGCGCACUGACAACGCUCUUCCGUCCAGAACUUUCGAUCGUGGCUGGUCACCUCAGCUACGCGCAACUCGCACCCAAGGAGCACAGAAGCAGAAUUCGCGUCGUCAGCGUCGGGACUCCGCAGGGCACGACCGUGGUUGUCAACCGCCGAGCCCUGACCGCUGCUUCCGCAGCGCUCUUCUGUCUCUUUCUCCUAUACGUACUCUUUGGUGCCGGUGCCAUGACCGCUUCGAGCUCCACCAGCUCGGGACAGACGAUGUUCGACGGUCUGUUCUGGAUCUUUCUUCAGUUCACAACGACGAGUUCGAACCCGUACGCGACCUUCGGCACGAGCCCGGGCGCUCGAGGAGGUUGGGCUCUUUACUAUGCGGUGGGAGCUCUUCAGCUGGCGGCUGUAGCCUACAUGGCCUUUGCUCUGGUCACGUGGAGGUGCGAGUUCUGUGCCGACAAUUGGACGGCACAGUCCUCGCAGGCUUAAAACGAAGGUCCCUAAGCCACAUCGACGCCGCAGAGCAGGCUGGCAUGGCCUAAGCAUUUGACCAAGGAUAACAGGGCUCAAACUGCUUGCAGAAUUGUAAGUUGUAGCUGAGUACAAAGGUUUUGUUGAGUCUUUAACGGGCACUGCAAACACUUCUUGAAGAUAGUAAGACGGACAAGAUGGAAAGCGCUGACAUGAAUGCAUCUGUUGCUCUCGCGUUGUCCGUGCCUUCCUUAUUGUCGGUGUUUUCCUUGUGAAACCCAUAACAUGAAUCAGUACCGACUUUCAGUCCUUCUGCCCCAUUGUCACUCUCAAGCACCUUUGUCAGAUGUCAAGCUCCAAAUGUUACCACACCACAAGCUCAAUGCCGAAAAAAGAAGACGAAAAGAGUCGUAGGCAGGGCACUGCUACUGGCAUGGGAUAGGAACCAAUGAGUUGAGUGGCAAUGAGGAAAGUAAACAUUGUUCUCACUAUACCGCCAUUCAUACGUAGUCCACUUCAAAACUUUUCGUGAAUAUAUUCAUAGAAAGCCAACGCACUCAUUCCACUACAUUGCUCAGGCUUCGAGAAGUGUUUCAGUGCCUCUUCAAUAACUCCGUAGUUAGGAAUGUCUGCCUGCUCGUAUCAUUUAUGGUCUUUCACUGAACCAAGUCUGCCAAGAGGAUUUUCUGCUGAAACAAAGUCCCAUGAGCUACUUCCCACAUAUCAGUACUUCAGCGAUGUUUGCUGGCUCUUGUGCUCUUCAGCACAAGUACGCUCCAUUUCAUCUUCACACAGAAUGGAGAAAGCUGUGUGCGGCUAUGGAGAAAUGAAAUGCUUACUGUACAGUUGCAAUGUUGAGACAACACCAGAAGCAGAAAGGUUUUGACUGGCAAGAUAUGCAACAGCACGGAGGGUUUGCUUUUCAAAGAGUAGUCACUGAAGCAAGAUCACUUUACUGAUCUUGUUUUAAAUGUGCAGUUUGACAUUGUUCCCCCAAAAUACAUUUCCUCCAUCCCUCGAAAAAUAAAAAUGAUUGGCUAAUGGUGUCGUCUUCAGUGGAACAUCCAAAAACCACAUAACUUUAUACGAAGCCAUUGUACUAAAAAGAUAACCACAUUCGCACUUACCACUCUCUGAACAACAUGAUAAGUCACCAUUUCAUCGUCACAUUACAUAUGAUACUAGUGCUCCUAGGAUAGGAAUAGGUACCGCCACUAGCGUGUGAUCUUGGAUGCUACUAUCUCUUCUUGCAGUUGCAUUCAGAACAUUACUACAGUAUGCAGUGCUACAAAUGCUGUUGGACAUUGGACACUGCUAUCAGUCAGUCAGUCAGUCACAGUCUUACUGAGGUCGAGGCCUGUGUUACAUGGCAUUUCACUUGAGCUUUGAUUCUCAUUGCUCUGCAAAGACCUUCAGGAGUAACAAAAAAGGCCAUGAUGUGUCUUCUGCCAUCCUGUGUUAGCUGUAGCAAAGACAACUUUAUGACACUCUGUAACCCAUUUCUUAAUGCCAUUAACCCACUGAAUGCCAGCUUUUUCUGUGUGUUGGCUUAUCAGACAUUUCGUGCUGCAUAGAAGCUGGUUACUUGUCAUCAAUUACUCCCAAUUCAGAAUCCAUAAACAGCUCAUAAAUCCAUUCGUCUGUUAAACUGCGGACGGACCUGACACACAGGCUCACCAUGACUGCUCUGCCGAGACAAAGCAACAGAGCACGGAGGCAUUUGCUCCACCUGCUGUCAGAAAAUUAACUCCGAAGUUUUGGGUGUUUGGACGACCUCUCCAUAGAUGGCACAACACUGGUU